This is a messenger RNA of Thrips palmi, 699 nucleotides long. RefSeq names its product GDNF family receptor alpha-2-like. The transcript is spliced from 4 exons. The coding region runs from base 1 to 699 and encodes 232 amino acids. Gene Ontology annotation, molecular function: signaling receptor activity. Gene Ontology annotation, cellular component: external side of plasma membrane; signaling receptor complex. The record is from RefSeq and is a predicted model, not a curated record. Lineage: Eukaryota; Metazoa; Arthropoda; Insecta; Thysanoptera; Thripidae. Gene Ontology annotation, biological process: nervous system development.
AUGGUCAUCAUGAUCAUCAUGAUCAUCAUGAUCAUCAUGAUCAUGAUCCUGAUGAUGAUGAUGAGGUAUCCUCCACUUCUUACGCAAAGUUCUUCAUCAUGGCUCUGUGAGUCCGAGAGAGGCAGAAGACGGUUUACCAUGCAGUUGGAAUUCCUCAUAAGCAUGGAGGGAGCAAGCCAACUCGACCUGUACCCAGUGGAGGCCCUCACGACGUGCAACCACGCCCUAGCAGUGUGCAACUCAGAGCCCAAGUGCAUCGCCCUGUUCGACCAGUUCAAGGCCGACUGUAAAGUGAGGGACAAGAAAUGCCGCAUGGACAGCCGGGAGCGGUGCUUCCAGUCAUGGAAAAACAUGAGGAAGACCCCCAUCUUCGGCUGCAUCUGCCCCACCAAUCACAUGAAGCGGCGGUGCGACCGGAUCUUUAGCACACUCAACUACAACAGAUGUGUCGGCUAUGACGCGGUGGAGCCCGAGGCGGUGGGCGAGCAGACGCAACUGUCGUUCCGCUCCACCUGCCAGACGGCCCUGGACGCGUGCUACCAGAAGUUCGCCUGCAACCGCGCGCUCAAGCCCGUGCUGCGCCACUGCUCGGACUUCUCCCGCUGCUCGCAGCCGCAGUGCCUGGAGUCGCUGCAGCAGUUCUACCGCACCAUCGACGUCAACAACUCCGUGGACAUCGCAUUCUGCCAGUGCAAGUGA